Molecule: messenger RNA, 1548 nt
Organism: Eubalaena glacialis (North Atlantic right whale)
Lineage: Eukaryota; Metazoa; Chordata; Mammalia; Artiodactyla; Balaenidae
Gene: TAF1A
Product: TATA-box binding protein associated factor, RNA polymerase I subunit A
Exons: 11
Coding region: 143-1495 (450 amino acids)
Biological process (GO): transcription by RNA polymerase I
Cellular component (GO): RNA polymerase I transcription regulator complex
Source: RefSeq, a predicted model, not a curated record
CUCCGCUUCCCGUGAGAGUUCGCUCACGCUGGUCCGGAGUCUGGAGACUGAGUUUGGUGUCGCAGAAGAACUCUGGCUUUAGGCAGAAGCCUGUGGAUUAAGAUGUACAAAAAGUAACUGAUAUUCUCAGUCUGGAAUAGGUAUGAGUGAUUUCAGUGAAGAAUUGGUAAGGCCCACAACAGAGGAUGAACAGGGGGAACCGCGUGUGCCCUCUGGUACAGGAAUGUGUCUUCCUUGGCUCCAAAAGCAUAUAGAAACCAUAGCGACUGGAGGAAAACAGGAGAAGGAUUUUGCUCAGACAACAAGUGCUUGUUUAAGUCGUAUCCAAGAAGCUCUGCUGAAGCACCAGUGGCAGCGAGCUGCAGGAUACAUGCACAGUUACUUUCAGAUCUUGGAAGAUUCAGAUAGCAACAAAAGACAGAUUGCACCGGAGAUUAUUUGGAGGCUUGGAAGUGAAAUUCUUUAUUAUCAUCCCAAAAGCAAUGUGGAGACUUUCAAUACCUUUGCUGACCGGAUGAAAAAUAUUGGUGUCAUGAAUUACUUGAAGAUCUCCUUACAACAUGCAUUAUACCUUCUGCAUCAUGGUAUGCUUGAGGAUGCGAACAGAAAUCUCAGCCAGGCAGAGACAUGGCGAUAUGGUGAAAAGUCAUCUUCUCAGGAAGUGUUAAUCAACCUUAUUCAGGCCUAUAAAGGGCUUUUGCAGUAUUAUAUUUGGUCUAAAAAGAAGAUGGAAUUGUCUCAGCUUGAUGAGGAUGAUUAUGCUUACAACACAGCGUCCCAGAAUAUGCUCAACCACAGCUGGAAGACAUCUAUAAACCUUUGUGCAUUGAUUCAAAUUCCUGGAGUUUGGGACCCUUUUGUGAAGAGUUAUGUAGAGAUGCUGGAAUUCUAUGGGGAUCAAGAUGGAGCCCGAGAGGUGCUUACCAAUUACGCCUAUGAUGAAAAGUUCCCAUCAAAUCCAAAUGCUCAUAUCUACUUAUACAACUUUUUAAAGAGAGAGAAGGCACCAAGAGAGAAACUGAUAAGUGUGCUUAAGAUUUUGUAUCAAAUUGUACCAUCUCAUAAACUGAUGUUAGAAUUCCAUAGAUUACUGAGAAAGUCAGAAAACGAAGAACACCAUAAACUGGGGUUGGAGGUAUUAUUUGGAGUCUUAGAUUUUGCUGGAUGCACUAAAAAUAUAACUGCUUGGAAAUAUUUGGCAAAAUAUCUCAGACAGACUUUAAUGGGGAGUCAUCUUGCCUGGGUUCAAGAAGAGUGGAACUCCAGGAAAAACUGGUGGCCAAGCUUUCACUUCAGCUACUUUCGGGCAAAAAGUGAUUGGAAGGAAGAUAAAGCUUUGGCUUGUGAGAAAGCUUUGGUAGCUGGAUUAUUGUUAGGAAAAGGUUGUAGAUAUUUUCGGAAUAUUUCAAAACAAGAUCACCAAGUCUUAAAGAAGAAAAUUAAGCAGAUGAAGAAAUCAGUGAAAAAAUACAGCAUUGUAAAUCCAGGACUCUGAUACUGAAUUUUAGUUACUUCAGAUUAGUAGCUUCAGAGUAGUAACUCAGUUGA